GUUAAAUCAAUUUGAUGAUGUGGAAGAAGACAAACUUAACAAACCCUUUCGCCCUGUUCCAUCCGGCCUCGUCACAGUUAAAGGAGCACAACGCCGGUUAAUCGCAUUUAACAUAAUAUUUCCAAUUGUAUCUUAUCUCAUCGGUGGUUUACCUUUACUUAUCAGCGCUUUUAUUUGGCAAGCAUGGUUUGUCACUUAUAAGCUUCUUGACCUUAAUGUCAAUGCUCUCUGCAAGAAUUGUUUUUCGGCUUUUGGUGCAUGGAUUAUGUUUGUCGUUAGCAGUAAUCUUAUAAUUGGUACUGAGUUUAAAGUAUCUAAAUGGUGGGGUUGUGAGCCGUGCCCAUUUAAACUUUCGGUUGUUAUCUUUGUGUUGUUCACCCUUCAAGUCCAAGAUUUUCGGGAUCAGAAAGGCGACAAACUUAUUGGUCGUAAAACAUUACCCCUUCUUAUUGGUGAUAACAUUUGUAGGUGGCUAACUGCCAUAGCAUUGGCCCUGUCCGCAUUUUUCCUAUAUGGUUCUGCGAAUUAUUUUUUGAUAUUGCCUGGUGUCAAAAAGCUCAACAUAUCUGUUCCGUCAGAAUUCACUAUUACUGAAACUGUUCUUUUUGCCGUAACAGCGUGGACUUGUGUUAGAUUGAUUAAAUAUAGGGAUCAAAGUGAUGAUCGCUGUACUUAUGAGAUAUGGUAUAGUGGGUUUUAUGCUUUAUGGUGA
This is a messenger RNA of Dentiscutata erythropus, 712 nucleotides long. The record is from the annotation of a GenBank genome assembly. NCBI's taxonomy places the organism in Eukaryota, Fungi, Glomeromycota, Glomeromycetes, Diversisporales, Gigasporaceae.